CUUGCGAUAUCGUCCUCUUGCCCCGACAUAUCGCCAUACCCACAUCCUACCAUGGCCGACCUCAGCCGAGUCGAGUCGAUGCAGUACCCUGCAGGCCAUUUUCCCCAUCUCUCCCAAAACCAGCAGGCCCAGCUUGCCGAGUUCAAGGCUAUCAGCCAGAAGGCUGGCUACUACACGCCUGCUGCCGGCAGCCAACCAGCCAGCCAUGACGACGAGACCAUGCUGCGCUACUUGCGCGCGCGUCGCUUUAUACCCCAAGAAGCCUUCAAGCAGUUCAAAGACACCGAGGACUGGCGCAAGGAGAACAAGCUCAAUGAAAUCUUCACCACCAUUGACACCGACGAGUACGAGCAAACGCGCCGCCUGUAUCCCCAAUGGCUCGGUCGGCGCGACAAGCGCGGCAUUCCCCUCUUCCUCUUUGAGAUCGCCCAUCUCAACUCCAAGAACAUUGCCGCAUACGAAAAGCAACUCGCAAAGUCAAAGACGACCUUUCCCAAUGUCGCGACCAAGAACGUGCGCCUCUUCGCCCUCUAUGAGUUGCUCACAAGAUUCUACACCCCAUUGUGCUCCAUGGUGCCCCGCGUAUAUCCCGAGACGCCCAUUUCGCAGAGCAACAACAUUGUCGACAUUAGCAACGUUGGCCUGAAACAAUUCUGGAAUCUCAAGGCCCACAUGCAGGAUGCUUCAACACUAGCCACAGCCCAUUACCCAGAGACGCUCGAUAGGAUAUUUAUUGUCGGCGCGCCUAGCUUCUUCCCCACUGUUUGGGGCUGGGUCAAGCGUUGGUUUGACCCCAUCACUGUAUCCAAGAUCUUCAUUCUCUCCCCGAGUAACGUCUACUCCACACUAUCCCAGUACAUUGACCAUGAAAACAUUCCCAAGAAAUACGGCGGUGGCCUCGACUUUGAAUGGGGCCAGUUGCCCAAUCUUGAACCAGCCAUCGAGGCCCAAAUCAAGUGGGAAAAGCCAUACAUCCAAGGCGGGCGGAACACACUCCCCAUUGGUCCGCUAAAGUUCGAGGAAGGAAAAGACGGAGAGAUGCAAGCGUGGGGCAUAGGCAGCGUGGGCGGCAAACCGAGACAUGAGCUCAUCUUCACCAUCCCCAACCCCGUGGGCUACAACCAAGGAGAUGUGGUCCCAACUACAUCCGUGGAGCAGUUUGGCGAACCUCUCACAACGACAGGCACAGCCACCCAUCCUCCUGAUACAGACGGGUCAGGGUCACCCACCCCACCCUCUGAUGAUGAGAGCUCAACCCCAGACUCUCCUUCAACAGCCCUGCCCGUCCGCUCAGGUACCUCGGAGGCCCGGUACGAGCAACAAGACCACACCCAUGCCUCGGGCCAGCUCGCAGACGGCACAACCAACGCCGCAAUCGUCGAACACGGCCACGGCGAUAAGGCUAUAAGUGUCGAAACAAACACCAUCGGCCAAGCUCCAAAAGAGGUACCCCUCCCUGAUCCAGAACAGCCUGCUGCCCCAGGCUACCUAGACCAAGCUAAAUCCGCCGCUGCAUCAGCUUCGGCCUUAGUCGCUUCCACAGCCACUACCGCCGCCUCGGCCGUCGCCAGCGUCGUUACCAGCAAAGAGCCAGCGAAGCCCGAGGACCCGCCCAAAGAAAAGAGCCCCGAAGAAAAGGAAAUGGAUCGUCGGAUUGAUGCCACCAGUGCAAAGGAUGUCGAGGAUUUUCUCAGGGAAAAGACAACUACCGCCACCAAUGGACAUGUAGCGGCUUGAAAAAUUUAGGGAUAAUAUAGGGUCAUCUUUUCAACUAGAUACCUUUUUAUUUAUUUUGUAUAAACGGGGAUUAUAUACCACGGAAAACAUGUUGGUGUUGAUGGAGGGGAGUGAAAUGAAG
This is a messenger RNA of Exserohilum turcica Et28A, 1858 nucleotides long. RefSeq lists its product as uncharacterized. NCBI's taxonomy places the organism in Eukaryota, Fungi, Ascomycota, Dothideomycetes, Pleosporales, Pleosporaceae. The record is from RefSeq and is a predicted model, not a curated record. The transcript is spliced from 4 exons. The coding region runs from base 52 to 1737 and encodes 561 amino acids.